AAAAAUUAGAAAUGAAUGAAGAAAUAGAAAAAAAAGAAUUAGAAGAAGAAGAAAAAUUAAAAGAAAAAGAAAAAUUAGAAGAAGAAAAAGAAUUAGAAGAAAAGAUAGAAGAAUUAGAAGAAAAAUUAGAAGAAAAGAAAGAAGAAGAAUUAAAAGAAGAAUUAGAAGAGAAGAAAGAAGAAGAAUUAGAAGAAAAGAAAGAAGAAAAAUUAGAAGAAGAAGAAAAAGAAAUAGAUGAAUUAGAAGAAAAUUUUGAUAAAAUUAAAUCUAUUUCAAUAGAUAAUA
This is a messenger RNA of Racocetra persica, 285 nucleotides long. Lineage: Eukaryota; Fungi; Glomeromycota; Glomeromycetes; Diversisporales; Gigasporaceae. The record is from the annotation of a GenBank genome assembly.